Molecule: messenger RNA, 4755 nt
Organism: Closterium sp. Yama58-4
Lineage: Eukaryota; Viridiplantae; Streptophyta; Zygnematophyceae; Desmidiales; Closteriaceae
Source: the annotation of a GenBank genome assembly
AUGUAUGCUGUGACUAUUAGUGAUGAGGGUGACUGUUACCGGUGUUUCCCGCCUGACCCAGGCAUAGAGGCUGCUGCGCUAGGUACUUGUGAGGCUGCUGCUCUAGGUGCCAGUGCGUCUGCUGCCCCAGGUGCCGGUGAGUUUGCGCUCUCAGGUGCUGCGUCGCCCCCGGACACCCACACCUUCACCCUUGACUCGGGUGCUUCCCGCUCCUUCUUUCGAGACUGCACCACUCUCACACCGCUCAGUCGGCCUGUUGCGGUCUCCCUGGCGGACCCCUCUGGGGGUCCUGUCCUUGCUCACUACUCCACUGUCCUACCGUGUCCGGCGGUCCCGUCUGGCUCCCUGUCGGGUCUCUACCUCCCCUCGUUCUCUACGAACUUGGUGGCGGGUGCUGACCUCCAGGAUGCAGGAGUUGACCAGUUCACCCCUGCGCGUCAGCGGGUGACCCACUGCACUUGUGCGGACACGGGCCGCCACUUGGCCACGUUUGCUCGUCGGCCAGGGUCGAGCCUGUACACACUGACUACUGAGUCUUCCCCAGUCACUGAGUCUGCUCAGGUAGCCGCGUCGGGUCAGGUGUUUGCUGCGGCGUCCAGGUCUGGUCCUGAGUCUGCCCCCUGCUCGUGUCGUCUCCUGUCUCACCGGACUCUCCUCUGGCACCACUGUCUCGGUCACCCCUCCCUGCCUCGCCUUCGAGGCAUGGCUUCCCGUCUUCUUGUUUCUGGUCUCCCCCGGUCCCUCCCUCCUCUUCCUCCGGGGCCUGCCCCCACCUGCGUUCCCUGCGUCGAGGGGCGGCAGCGCGCUGCUCCUCACUCCUCCGAGUUUCCUCCGACAGAGGCUCCGCUGCAGACGCUUCACAUGGACGUGUGGGGCCCAGCCCGCGUCCGUGGGCAGGGUCAGGAGCGCUACUUCCUGCUGGUGGUUGACGACUACUCGCGUUACACCGCAGUCUUCCCCUUGCGCAGCAAGGGUGACGUCACUGAGGUGUUGAUCGCCUGGAUCCGCGCGGCUCGUCUCCAGCUCCAGGAGAGUUUCGGCUCCGACUUUCCUGUUCGGCGUCUGCACUCCGACCGAGGCGGAGAGUUCUCCUCUGACCUUCUGCGGACCUUCUGUCGCACACGAGGCAUCCGCCAGACCUUCACGCUUCCGGACUCUCCGCAGCAGAAUGGGAUUGCUGAGCGCCGCAUCGGCAUGGUCAUGGACGUCGCUCGUACGUCCAUGAUCCAUGCGGCUGCUCCCCAUUUUCUGUGGCCGUUUGCGGUUCGGUACGCGGCGCAUCAGCUCAACCUUCACCCCCGGGUCUCCAUGCCGGAGACCUCCCCUGCUUUACUGUGGACGGGGAAGGUUGGUGAUGCGUCGCGUUUCCGGGUCUGGGGAUCUAGGGCGUUUGUCCGCGACUUGUCUGCGGACAAGCUGUCCUCUCGUGCUGUUCCCUGCGUCUUCCUUGGCUUUCCCCCUGACGCGCCAGGCUGGCAGUUCUACCACCCCACCUCGCGCCGUGUCUUCGCGUCCCAGGACGUCACCUUUGACGAGUCGGUUCCCUACUACCGUCUCUUCCCCUACCGCACUGCGUCCCUCCCUCCCCCGCCGCUCUUCCUUACACCAGGCCCCCCUCCGGUAGACCCCCUCCCCCCUCAGGGUCCUGCUCCCUCAGGUGUGUCCCAGGUAGAUGCAGUUGAGCCAGUCGAGGUAGCUGUUGACUCUGGUACUGCUGGUGGUGCUGAGCCUGGGGGUGCUAGGUCUGGGGGUGCUUCGACUGGGGGUGCUGGGUCUGGGGGUGCUGCGACUGGGGGUGCUGAGCCUGGGGGUGCUGAGCCUGGGGGUGCUGAGCCUGGGGGUGCUGCGCCUGGGGGUGCUGCGCCUGGGGGUGCUGCGCCUGGGGGUGCUGAGCCUGGGGGUGCUGAGUCUCGGAGUGCGGAGCCUGAGAGUGCUGGACCUGCUCGUCCGGCGUCUGGUGGUGCUGAGCCUGGCGGUUCCUCCGGUGCUUCGUCCCGGCGGGAGCUGCUCUCUCCACAGGAGCUGCGUGAGUGGUUCGCCCGGCGCUGGCGACGUGCUGCAGGAGCUGGGGGUUCUACUGCUGCUGAGAGUGCUGGUGCCGAGGGUCCCAGAGGUGCUCGUACCGAGUGUACUGGAGCUGCUGACCCUACGAGUGCUCCUCCUGCUGGAGCUGGUGGUGCUGCUGGUGUUGCUGGCGCUGGAGCUGCUGGUGCUGCUGGAGCUGCUGGUGCUGCUGGUGCUGCUGGUGCUGCUGGUGCUGCUGGUGCUACUGGCGUUGGUGCUGCUGGAGCUCCUGGAGCUGGAGCUGCUGCGUCUUCGGGUGGUCCGGCUGGAGCUGGAGCUACUGGGGGUGUUGGCGCUGGGGGUGCUCCUGGCGCUGGUGCUGCUGGGGGUGCUGGAGUUGGAGCUGCUGGAGUUGCGGGUCUUCCUGGUGCUGGUGCUCCCGCUGGGGGCGCUGGUGCUGUUCCUGCUGGCACUGGUGGAGCUGCGCGGCCGCGGCCGUACUUCGUUCCGCUCCUUGAGCAGGUUCUUGGUCUUCCGUCCUCUCUUGGUCCUGCUCCUGCCUUAGAGUGUCCGCCUCCUGUCCAGUCUGAGUCACAGUUACAGCCACCUUCCCCGCUUCCUUCUCCUUCUCCCUACACUGGUCCUACUGGAGGUCUUGCUGAGCGUCGUGAGCCUGCGUCUCGCCCUGCGUCGCCUGUCCGUGCUGCUCGCACUAGUGGUCGUGGUUCGCGUCAGCGUCCUCCCCCUGUCCCCGGCACGCACCGGAUGUCUCUGCGUCCUUCCACUGCUCCGCUGCGUGCCCCUUUGCCCUCUCCUCCAGCGUCCUCUCUUCCUGAGCUUCCUGACGCGAAGUCGGACUCCCUUCGUGCUGCGCGUCCUACUGUCACGCGUCUCCUUGCUACUGUCGUCACUGACCCUUCCUUUGAGUCUACUGCUGCGUCUGCCCUAGUUGCUGAGCUUGUCGACUUCGCUGCUCGCUGUCGCCUAGACUACGCUACCAGUCUCGUCGCUGAGUCUGAGUCUGUCUGUCCUCCGUCCGUCGGGGGUGAGUGUGCUCUUGGCACGGACGUCCUAGAGGACAGGCAGGAGGAGUUCCAGUGCUUGGCUGCUGUUUCACCUCAUCUCGUGUCCAUGCUGCUUGCCCCUGAGGGAGACCCGGAUGCACUUGACAUCCCGACUCCGCGCUCUUACGCGGAGGCGAUAGAGAGUCCCUACUCCUCUCAGUGGCAGGCAGCCAUGGACGCAGAGAUGGCUUCCUGGAAGUCCACAGGCACCUACGUUGACGAGGUUCCCCCGCCUGGGGCGAACAUCGUCAGUGGCAUGUGGAUUUUCAGGGUGAAGCGGCCGCCGGGUUCUCCGCUUGUCUUCAAGGCGCGUUACGUGGCUCGUGGUUUCAGUCAGCGGCAGGGAGUUGACUACUUUCAGACUUUCUCUCCCACCCCGAAGAUGACCACUCUUCGGGUACUGCUGCACAUAGCUGCUCACCGAGACUACGAGCUGCACUCUCUUGACUUCAGCACUGCUUUCUUGCAGGGCAGCCUUCACGAGGAGAUCUGGCUGCGCCGCCCACCUGGCUUCACUGGGACGUUUCCUCCUGGCACCCAGUGGAGCCUCCGGCGGCCAGUCUACGGUCUCCGCCAGGCGCCUCGUGAGUGGCACAACACACUGAGGACUACACUUGCGGCCCUUGGGUUUGCUCCUUCUACUGCCGACCCGUCGCUGUUUCUGCGCACCGACACUUCUUUGCCGCCGUUCUACAUCCUCGUGUACGUCGACGACUUGGUCUUUGCUACAGCUGACACUGCUGGACUUGCCUACGUGAAGUCCGAGCUGCAGAAGAGACACACGUGCACAGACCUGGGUGAGCUGCGCAGCUACCUUGGCUUGCAGAUCACCAGGGACAGAGCACAGCGCACCAUUACCCUGACUCAGUCACAUAUGGUGCAGCAGGUCCUUCAGCGCUUCGGCUUCACGUACUCCUCGCCUCAGGCCACUCCUCUGUCUACUCGUCACUCGCUCUCAGCUCUGCCUUCGGAUGAGUCCGUAGAGUCGAGUGGCCCGUACCCAGAGCUUGUCGGCUGCCUCAUGUACCUGAUGACCUGCACUCGACCUGACCUUGCAUACCCUCUUAGCAUUCUGGCACGCUUUGUUGCUCCUGGGAGACACAGACCAGAGCACAUGGCUGCAGCGAAGAGGGUGUUGCGCUACUUGUGCAGUACGUCGGGCAUGGGGCUUGUGCUUGGAGGGCAUAGUUCAGUGGUCCUCACUGGUCACGCAGACGCUUCUUGGGCUGACGACCAGGCUACGCAGUGGUCGUCACAGGGUUACACCUUCAGCCUUGGUUCCGGCUCUGUUUCUUGGCGGUCUACCCGCUCGUCUUCUGUUCUCGGCUCCAGUUGUGAGGCUGAGAUCUACGCAGGGGCCAUGGCUGCACAGGAGCUACGCUGGCUCACCUACCUGCUGACUGACCUGGGAGAGCCGCCUCGUUCUCCUCCAGUGCUGUACGUAGACAACAAGGCCAUGCUGGCCUUGUGUCAUGAGCACAGACUGGAGCACAGAACGAAGCACAUCGCUCUCCGCUACUUUCUUGCUCGUGAGCUGCAGCAGCGUGGUCAGCUGCACCUUGCUUACGUGGCCUCUGAGGCCAACACUGCUGAUAUCUUCACUAAGGCACUCGCGCCUUGUGAUCAUCAGCGCUUCUGCACUCUGUUAGGUCUUGUACCUACCUUGCCUCACUUGCUUACUUCUUGA